Molecule: messenger RNA, 636 nt
Organism: Candida tropicalis MYA-3404
Lineage: Eukaryota; Fungi; Ascomycota; Pichiomycetes; Serinales; Debaryomycetaceae
Exons: 1
Coding region: 1-636 (211 amino acids)
Source: RefSeq, a predicted model, not a curated record
AUGCAAUUUCUUUACUGUUUAUUAAGUUUAGCUUUGGUUUCCGCUUCAGUAAUUGAUGUGGCUAAAAAGUCAUAUGAUUGUGGUGGUGCCGCAUGUGUUAACGCUGCCAAGUUGCUUCAAGAUCAAUGUGGCGAAAGAGGGGUCUCAGACCCUAAAUGUGCCUGUGGAAUGUCUGAUGCCUAUUUCGUCCAAUUGCAUGAAUGUUCCAAAGAUUGUAAAGGUUUACAAAUCGAAGGCUAUACUGGCCCAAAUGAUUAUAAGAAAGCUUAUUGCUUACAAGCUUCUCAAGAUAAUUAUCUUCCAGUUUCAGCGGCUGCUCUUGGAACUACCACUUUAGCUUCCAAAUCAGCUGCCCCACCACCUCCACCGCCAGCUACUCCUGCUCCAGCACCUACCCCAAGUACAACUAGUAAGCCAAAACCAACAAUUACCAAGAGUGUCACUAAGACAAGUACUACUGGUAAAGCUGCUGCCGGUGGUAAAACCAAGGCUGUGACUACAACUGCCAAGAAAGGAGUUCCUACUGGUUAUGCCAAUGUUACUGGCGCCAUUCCAAGAGCUGGUGGUGUUUCCAUCGAUAGUGGAAAGGCCGUUAUUGUCACUUUAUUAGGAUUGGUUGCAUUCUUGCUCUUCUAG